This is a messenger RNA of Pangasianodon hypophthalmus (striped catfish), 1678 nucleotides long. RefSeq names its product WD repeat domain 12 (gene wdr12). Lineage: Eukaryota; Metazoa; Chordata; Actinopteri; Siluriformes; Pangasiidae. The coding region runs from base 140 to 1408 and encodes 422 amino acids. Gene Ontology annotation, molecular function: protein binding. The transcript has 13 exons. Gene Ontology annotation, biological process: ribosome biogenesis. The record is from RefSeq and is a predicted model, not a curated record.
AUCGACUCAUUACGCCUUGUUACACACACAGCACAUGGUUACCGGAUUCUCCACUACCACACUAAUAACUACAUGGGAAUAUUUACUAAUUUAACGAGCUAAUACUUCAGAAACUGCGGUCCCUUUGAGAAAAACAACAAUGUCACAGGUUCAGGCGAGGUUUUUCACGGAAAACAAAAAAUUCGCUGUAGAUGAUGUGCCUUUCUCCAUCCCGGCUGCCUCAGAGGUCACCCACCUGAGCGAUGUGAUUAAUAAACUGCUGGAGGCCAGGAACGCGGAUCACAAACAUGUGGAGUUUGACUUCCUGGUUCGAAGCCAGUUCCUGCGCUCCACACUGGCCCGUCACAUGGAGGCGGAGAACAUCUCAACGGAAGAAGUCGUGGAGAUUGAGUACGUAGAGAAGUUCACUGCACCGCAGCCAGAGGAGUGUAUCAUGCACGACGACUGGAUCAGCUCAGUGGAGGCAGACUCAGAAUGGAUCCUCACAGGGUCGUAUGAUAAGACAGCACGGAUCUGGUCUCUCGAAGGGAAGGCGAUGAUGACCGUUGCUGGACACACAGACGUGGUGAAGGAUGUGGCCUGGAUUAAAAAAGAGGGACUGACCUCGCUGCUGCUCACCGCCUCGCUGGACCAAACGGUGCUGCUGUGGGAGUGGAACUCGGAGAGGAACAAACUGAAGGCCCGUCACUGCUGCCGUGGACAUGCUGGGAGUGUGGACACUAUCGCCGUCGACCCCACGCGCACUAAGUUUUGCAGCGGAUCUUGGGACAAAAUGCUGAAGCUCUGGUCAGCAGUUCCAACAGAAGAGGAGGACGAGGUGGAGGAACCCAACAGGCCACGGAAAAAGCAGAAGACUGAGCAGCUGGGGCUGACGAAGACUCCUCUGAUGACUCUGUCUGGUCAUACAGAAGCCGUUUCCAGCGUCCUGUGGACGGACGCAGAGGAGCUGUGCAGUGCAUCAUGGGAUCACACCAUUCGGCUUUGGGACGCUGAGACGGGAGGGCAGAAAAGCACGCUGACGGGCACUAAGGUGUUUAACUGCGUCUCGUACUCGCCGCUGUGUCGCCGUCUGGCCUCUGGGAGCACCGACAGACACGUCCGUCUGUGGGACCCGCGCUCUAAAGAUGGUUCUCUGGUUCUGCUCUCGCUGACGUCACACACCGGUUGGGUAACAGCAGUCAGGUGGUCUCCUUCCCACGAGCAGCAGCUCAUCUCCGGUUCACUGGACAACAUGGUCAAACUCUGGGACACGAGGAGUUGUAAGGCUCCUCUGUACGAUCUGGCGGCUCAUGAGGACAAAGUGCUGUGUGCUGAUUGGACAGACAGCGGGCUGAUUUUAAGCGGAGGCGCCGACAACAAGCUGUACACGUACAGAUACUCGGGGUGUGUGACUGACGCUGGGGCAUAAAGCUCAUUCCCUCAUGACCGACUUCACACCUCAGCACAUGAACUCGCAGCAGAGCCCAGCUGUGUCCUACAGCUCGACUGUGGAAAUAAACCCUACUUCAUCUCACCUCCUCUACGCCGGACUCAGUAACCGGCGGUUUCACGCUGUUUUAUUGCUCCUGUUUUAUAUUUUUCAUAUCCACAUAUUCAUGUUUGUCCUUUCUCUUCUGUAUUCUAACUGAAUGUAAAGAAGACUUCGGCUGAUUUAAUACAGAUUUACUGUCACCUCAAA